AUGUUGGUCAAGAACUUCCGGCGACUUGCAUUUCUUCUUACGCCUCUACUCUUCAUAGCUGUCCUUGCUCUCAUCUAUCAUAGUCGUUACUCUGUCAGAUUACAUGCUCAAAGCGGCGGAUGGCCAUCUGAUGUGGUCGAGGCGACGGUCGAUGGUCACCACUCCUCCUUUGUCGGACAAGAUAAACCAUCAUGGCUGGCUCCAUUCAGGAAAUAUGACUCCUCCCAGCAAACCAUUUCGGACACUCAUAUUGAAGUUUUCUCAGUAUCGACCAAAAGCGGGAAAUAUUUCUCAAUUGACUUUGGGGCCGAAGACGCCAUAAACCCUAGCAUCAUACCACAUCCCACGCAACCCGAGACGUGGAUCAUCGUAGCUCAACUGCAAAGGAGCACAAUCAACAACUCAGUCUGGUUUGCAGAGCUAGUCUGUGACGCGAAGUUCAAGAAGGGCAAGCUUGCAUGUAUCAAGUCGCCAAAGAUCCUCCCGAUAGCAGCAACAAUAGGCGACAAGUGCGUAGGUGACUUAUCCUACUUUGCACUCAACAUCGGCCCGCAUGAUGCGCGGGUAUUCUACGGUCCAAGUUCCCCAUACGUUGUGUUUGGGUCGAAUUCAGCCUAUACUUGCUUCGGUCAAUGGAUACAAGACUUCAGAAUGCUGGUCGACUGGGGGUAUGAGCCUGUUGUUGGAAAUGAGUUCCGAAUGGCGACCGAGCUCCAGAGACCUCCUCCGCUGGGCCUUAUUGAGAAGAAUUGGUUCGUAUUUUGGGACAAACAUGGAGAAGUGUACGCCCAUUACGAUAUUGCACCCAAUCGUGUGUAUGCGAAACUAGGAUAUGAUGGGUCGGUUGGGCAAGACCUCGCGCCUCUGGCCAGGUACAGUGACGAGAAAUGCAUGCAACGGUACAUGCCAAAGGUGGCUGAACAACUCGAAUCAAUUCACCAAGCAACAAAUUCUCUCUCAGUAACACUAUGCAAACGGUCCGACCUGACUUGCGAGCCCAACGACUCGAACACAUACAUUCUGAGCAUCUUUCAGCACAAAAGUUUCUAUUCCUUUCACAGUGUGUACGAACCCUAUGUGAUGCUGUUCAAACGUACCUCUCCAUUUGAACUUCAUGCUAUCUCUUCGAAGCCGAUCUGGAUCCAUGGUAGGGGGAAGGCUGGAGAGAAAAGACCGAAAGGUCCAGAGUUCGAAUCAUUGGAAACUUGGAAUCAGACCGAGAUGUUUUACGUGACCUCGAUCACUUGGAAAUCACAAGGACAGAAGUACCAUGGGUACAGCGACGACGUACUGUUCAUCAAUUUUGGAAUCGAGGACCUCAAGACUGCGGGUAUUGACAUUGUGGCGGGCGAACUGUUGAAAGAUAUCGGGCUUUGUUCCUCAGCUUGA
Messenger RNA from Exophiala xenobiotica, 1389 nucleotides. RefSeq lists its product as uncharacterized. NCBI's taxonomy places the organism in Eukaryota, Fungi, Ascomycota, Eurotiomycetes, Chaetothyriales, Herpotrichiellaceae. The record is from RefSeq and is a predicted model, not a curated record. Bases 1 to 1389 code for a protein of 462 amino acids. The transcript has a single exon.